Vigna angularis (adzuki bean) is the source of this 3020-nucleotide messenger RNA. Its product is annotated as transcription factor bHLH30. The coding region runs from base 2237 to 2938 and encodes 233 amino acids. Gene Ontology annotation, molecular function: protein dimerization activity; DNA-binding transcription factor activity. Gene Ontology annotation, biological process: regulation of DNA-templated transcription. The record is from RefSeq and is a predicted model, not a curated record. NCBI's taxonomy places the organism in Eukaryota, Viridiplantae, Streptophyta, Magnoliopsida, Fabales, Fabaceae. The transcript has 2 exons.
UUACAUUACGAUGCACACUUGCUUAUACUCUGGAAUUUAAUGUAUUAGAAAUGAGGAUACACUUAAACUGUUUCUAGUUCACAAGUUUCAAAUAUUAUGCUCUUAUAAGUAAUGGAAAAUGUUUUAUCUUUCUUUCCUUUGCAAAAGGGGGUGUGGGAGCAGACAAUAAGGUUUCUUUACUCUUUAUAUCACUGUACACAUAACUAAUCAUAUGAACCUCAAAUUACUACUUUUUGUACCUAAUAGGCUAUUUUGUUAUUGGCCUCUCUUUGUGGACUUGAGUCCAAAAGAAUAAUCAUUAAAAUCCAUUAAGUAAUACAGGAAACUGGAACUUAACCCACAGAUCGCUGAUUGAAGUGAGAAAUGAGGCAUUACAGUGACUAAGUCAGCUGCUUAGCUUCCUCCUAAGUCUCACUGUUCUUGCUUAUUUUUGCUUGCCUUCUGCUCAUUCUAUGUCUUGGUUUAGUAACCUUUGCAAACUUCAGACCUUCCUUACUCUUCCUCUACACUUUACUCCUUACUCAUGAUUGUCCUUAAUCACUUCCUUUCUUUCCUCUUCACCUAGGCUCUUGUUAUUAUUGAGUAUCUAUCACAAUUCUUAAAAUAGAGACUUUCAUGGUUUAAUUUCUGUUCUUAUGGAUGAAGAGCACCAAGUAUUAGGAACUCAUUCUAAUAAAAUAGAUGUUAGCUGUUUUGAAUUCUUACUUUGUAUUAAACAAAUUUUAAUUGAUGUUCUAUGGAUUAAUUGAUGUUCAAUGUAUUCCUGAUAAUUGAUUGCAUCUUUGAGAUGCACAUUAUGCAUGUUUGUAUGUGCUUGAAAACUUAUAGGCAGGUCUGUUUGUAAUUGAAAUUUGAUAUACAGGUCUGGGUUGCACAAGAAAUGCCAUCUCUGUGAAAGCUGCUCUGCAAUUUACCGAAGGCUUUUGCCCUUCGGUAAAUGCCCACUGUUGGUCAUUACCGAAGGCUUCUGCCCUUCGGUAAAUACCCUCGUUUGGUCAUUACCGAAGGCUUCUGCCCUUCGGUAAUUACCGAAGGCUUUUGACCCUCGGUAAUUACUGAAGGCUUUUGGCCCUCGGUAAUUACCGAAGGGCGAAAGCCCUCGGUAAUUGUUAGCGACAAGGGAUUUACCGAAGGAUUUUUGGCCGUCGAUAAGCCUUCGGUAAACACCCAUUAUCGACGGCCUGUGGCUUUUACCGAGGGCUUCUGGCCUUCGGUAAUGCCCUACUUUUUUGUAGUGGAUGGUGCACAAACAGUAUAGAGAAUACAAGAAGUGAUCAAAUCCAAGAAGUAAAAGAGGUUGUUGUCGGAUAAGCACAUCGCUGUCUGGUUUUUGAUUCCCCUGAGAAAUUGGUGUCGGCGCCGGCUGCAGUAGUAUACGUAUGAGAGUAUUAAGUAACAGUUGUUUUCCCCUUUGAAAAUGAUUGCAUACCCUUCUUUUCCUUUUUCCACCAAACACGCCAUUUUCCACCCUUCAACCCUCACCAACAUAUUACCACAUUUCUCCUCUCACUAUCCUUUUCUCCCCCCUUUUUCCAACAUUAUAGUUGUAAUCAACUCUUCUACUUCUUAUUCCCUUACCCUUUUAUUCCCCUUUUCCAUGCAUCAUUAAUAUAUACAUACAUUACCAUCCAUAAACUUUUAAGACAAACAUUGAUUUUUACCGUAUACACAUAUUAGGAUGCAGAAGGUGUGAAAGCACAGGCUAGGACGAAAACUACAGUGAAAUUGAUUUGAAAGGCAUAGAAAAAGCCAUGAGUUUUGAAAAUUAAUUGUCUGAAUAAGAAAAGAGAAAAUAAGUGAUUUAAUUUCUGAAGAAAGUGUCUCCCGUUGUAGACAAAUGUACAGGCACUAAUUUAUUCUCUGGUCUCUCAAAGGUCACGAUCUUUCUCACUUCUCAUUUCCAUUCCUUCUUCUACCUCGGGCAACACAACACAUUAUAUUUUAUUUAUUUAUUUAGCAACAAAAUAAAAAUGUACCAUUGUGUUUCUUUGGUAGGAUCCCAUUCUUCCACAACAGUUCAAACUUUGCUCCCUCAUUCCUCACCCAACUGCCUCUCACGUACACAAUACGCACACAGUAAUUUCUACCUAAAAAGCUGCCCAACAAUACACCGUACCUAAACCACCACAACGACAACGGACACUUCACACAUCAUCGUUACAUCACCCUCUCCCCACUCCUUAAACCUCUUCAUUCUCCACACACCAACAACAUUAUUCAUUACAAACAAAAAAACAUGCUUCCCUUCCGGAGAUUCUACGGCUUCCAGAGUUGGCUAGACCACGACUCUACCCACGUCCCCAACACUUUCAUUAAACGGUCAGUGGAGUUCGACGGCACCAGAUCAAAAGCCGACCGCAAAUCAACGGAAGCAUGCAAGAGUCACAGGGAAGCCGAGAGGAGACGCAGGCAGAGAAUCAACUCUCACCUAUCCACCUUACGAUCCCUCCUUCCUAACGCCGCCAAGUCGGAUAAAGCGUCGUUGCUGGCGGAAGUUGUUGAGCACGUGAAACGGUUAAAGAAGCAGGCCGCUGAAGUGGCGUGCGUGGACGGCGGCGAACCAGGUGCGGUUCGGUCUGAGGCGUGGCCGCUUCCCGGGGAGUGCGACGAGGCGACGGUGAGUUGGUGCGAGGGGGAGGCGAAUAGGGUAAAGGCGACAGUGUGCUGUGAGGACCGGGCCGGUCUGAACCGCGACGUGACACGGGCAAUCCGGUCGGUUCAGGCAAAGCCGGUUCGCGCGGAAAUGAUGACGGUUGGGGGAAGGACGAAGAGUGUGGUGGUGGUGGAGUGGGGUGAAGAGGAGGUGGAGGUUGGGGCGCUGGAACGGGCUUUGAAGGCCAUAGUGGAGAAUCGGGCUUUGGUGGGCUUUGGAAUGGGCCCUAUUGUUUUGGGCCAGAAACGGGGUAGGGAUUGUUGCGGUUCGCCUACUUCUUCUUGAGAGGAAUGGGAAAAUCGGCUAGCGCGUAAUUAAUUUUGUUUUAUUUUUUUAUUUGGUAUAAGAAAUAUUUAGAUUUUAGUUA